AUCUGAGUUUUUGAGAAGAAGAAGAAGAAGAUGGAAGACUAUCCAGAAGAAAUACGUAGUUCGCCGGUGAGUCUGGUCUCCGUCAUCGGACGACCGGAGCUCCACGCCUCCAUCUCCACACACCUCCACUUUCUCGACCCUGCGUUCAACACUUUAGCCUUGCCAUACCUCUCCAAGGUCUCUCUCCUCUUACCUCCCCCAAAGCCCAGCCCCUCCGACUCUCCUCCCGCCGGAAUCAUAAAGCGUGAUUGGCCUCUCAAGCACCACACCAAAGUCCUUACCGUCGUUGCCGCCCUCAUCUCCUCGGAUAGCGUCUCCGGCGACCCAGCCCAGUGGCUCGAGCUCUGCUCCGAACUCAACAAUCUCAAGGGGCUCAUCUGCACCCGCAUCACCAAAUUGGUUAUCGUCGUCGUCCACUCCAGCUCACUGAUGAAUUCUCAGCGGAUCAAAUGGUUGCGGUUCGAAAACGAGCUAAAGUAGAUGCCUAGUAUCUUGUCACAUUUUGCACAGAUGAAGAGUCUCAGAUUAAGCAAUCUCUGUUUAGGUACAAUAUUGGGAAGUGUAUUUGCUGAGCUAGCCGGCACGUAUUACAGAGAUGAAGGAAGGAGGAUUAAAGCUCGCACUGAGAGGAAGAGUUCUAGUCCUACUGACUUGAACAUUCGAUAUUCCUUCAAAGUGAGUUUCCAGCAUUUCGCUGAAUUGAUUUCAAGGUUUUUUAUUUCAGAGUAUUUGUAAUGUGUGUUUGUAAUGUUCAUGUUGUGUAUCAAUUUGGUGAGUUUUUUUUAAGGUUGCUGUAUUUGC
Argentina anserina (silverweed cinquefoil) is the source of this 801-nucleotide messenger RNA. RefSeq lists its product as uncharacterized. The record is from RefSeq and is a predicted model, not a curated record. The coding region runs from base 31 to 480 and encodes 149 amino acids. Lineage: Eukaryota; Viridiplantae; Streptophyta; Magnoliopsida; Rosales; Rosaceae. The transcript is spliced from 3 exons.